Molecule: messenger RNA, 618 nt
Organism: Coniosporium apollinis CBS 100218
Lineage: Eukaryota; Fungi; Ascomycota; Dothideomycetes
Exons: 1
Coding region: 1-618 (205 amino acids)
Source: RefSeq, a predicted model, not a curated record
AUGACUCCGGAGUCAGCAAGUAAGACCGAGGAACGCAAGAGGGUCUCUACAGCCUCGAACAAACGCAAACGAGAGGCUCGCAGCAAAGAAACCCCCGCUUCCAGUGUCACUAAGCGUACCGAUGAUUCCGUACCUUCGAGCAAUGGCAAGCCGAGUCACGACAUAGUAGGACCUUCUGGGCUCUGUGAUAGGUGUAAAGUCAUCGUUAUCGACAUCGGGAAGGCGAGCCUUAGUACGAAGGUCCGUGAUGGGGAGGUCGUGCUCGAGGCGCCAUCUGAUCAAGACCUCCACCUGGGUUUUGAGCUCCAAGAUACUUACCCAGAGUUCCCGCGGCUCGCAUCGUCUGCUGCUAAAGGGUGCCGAUUUUGUGGCUUCCUCAAAGAGGAAAUUGGCGUGGAGAUCAGCCAAUCUGUACUACGCGAGGUCGACGAGAUGUUUGGAGCUACUCAGGAAGAGGAGAUUACCAUCGAUAUCAAAGGACUUCGCUACUAUUGGACGAGGCGCUUUACGGGAGGUCUUUCUCAACUCUGGCCAAACCUGCGCAUUAGUACUAGCAGUGGCCGCUUCUCCCGGGAGAUGCUACUGCCCUUCGACAUUAUGACCGACUUUGGUAAGUAA